AACUGUUUCUAGCCUACACAAUCCUCCUCUUGAUAUUCUUGCCUUACAUCCUCUCUUCCAUCCAUGGCGAGCUGGGCAGAAUUGCCGCGCGAUCUCAUUCCUGUGAUCGCAAAGCGUAUUAAAGUGAUGGAAGAUUUCAUUGCUUUUGGUGCUGUUUGUACCUCAUAUCGAACUGCUGCCACUAAGGAUAAGUUUGAUUUGCUCUCUCCCCAACUUCCGUUGCUGAUGCUGGCUGAUAGAGAUGAUGAUUAUCGAGAAUUUUACUCUCUGUCGAAGGAAAACGUUUCACGCAUAUUUCUCCCAGAAGCUAGAGGGCGAGAGUGUUUUCUAUCAGAGGGGUGGCUGUUCACCAUGUCAUGUAAUGGUGAGUUUAACUUGUUGCAUCCUUUCUCCCGUAACCAAAUUCAACUUCCUUCACGACAAGCCUUAAGUGAUUUUGCGGGUCUCGAAGAAGUACCUAAAGGACAGAUCUAUCGCUGUAUAGACAAAGCUGUCUUAUCUGCCAAUCCUUCUCUUACAUCAGAUUAUGUACUGAUGAUUUCCUAUUUUAAUUUUAGUAACUGCUUGGCCUUUUGGCGACCUGGAGACCUCAACUGGACUAAUAUUGACACUAGAAAUUUCGGGGGUGCAGUGGCUACUAUGAAUUAUUAUAAGGGUCAAUUUUUUGCUGUCUUUUACACCGGUGAAGUUAGGGUUUUUGACGUUGCAGGGCCUAGUAUUGCUCAACCAAUUGUAAAGUCGCACUUGCUUGUACGGCUUAAAGAUAAGAUCUUUGAUGAAGCGUCAGUCCAGUUCUAUCUAGUUGAGUUACACGGUGCACUAUUACUUGUUACCCGGUUUGCCCAUCAUAAUGAAGAAGAAGAUGGUUAUGAUACUUUUAAAUUUAAAGUAUCUGAACUAGAUGUAAUAAAACGUGAAUUGAGGGACAUCAACGACUUGGGAGAUUCAACUAUAUUUUUGGGCCGUAAUGGAGCAAGUUCUAUCGACUCUUCGAAGUUUAAAGGAGUCAAACCUAAUCACAUAUAUUUUACUGAUGAUUGGUUUGAGGAAUUUAACUACGUGGAAGGUGGUGGUGGAAGGGAUAUGGGGGCUUACGAUCUUGAAGAUGGAAAAAUCGAAUCUUUUUAUCCUGGAUUAUCACUAAGUCGUAUUUGCCCGCCAACUUGGGUCACACCGUCAUUCAGAUAAUGUGAUUUCUCUUGUCUCCAUUCAUGAAUUGUAGUAUGGUUAUUUAUUAUUAUUAUUAUUUCCAAAUUAUCAUUCUAAAAUUGAGUUGAUCUGUUUAUUUUCCUUCAAUGUAACUUCUAAUCUUGUAAUUGUGGCUAAUGUAUGAUGUAUGGAUGUUAUCCUAUUUAAUCAAUUCUAGUUGUGCUUUCUCUA
This is a messenger RNA of Nicotiana attenuata, 1380 nucleotides long. RefSeq names its product F-box protein At4g35733-like. The record is from RefSeq and is a predicted model, not a curated record. The transcript has a single exon. NCBI's taxonomy places the organism in Eukaryota, Viridiplantae, Streptophyta, Magnoliopsida, Solanales, Solanaceae. The coding region runs from base 64 to 1188 and encodes 374 amino acids.